UGUAUCAUUUCACUAAUAAUUUUCGUUCAGUAAUGAAGAUCAAAGUAGUUGAAGUGCACCAACAGUUUAUUUUAUUUAUUGUAAAACAUGGAAAGUGUACAGGAUGACAGGUGUUUUUCUAAUACGUUUCAAGAAUAUAAAGGCGAGAACAUGCUUAGAGAAGAUGGGCGGUUGAAAGAAUCAUUAAGUAAGAGAAUAGAGGAGCACAUUGACAGAUUACUAGAGAGACUGUACGAGGGUUUAGGUGAGGAAGGAGAUGAAAGCUACUCUGUUUAUACAGGCAUUGGAGGCAUUGCUCACUUGCAUCUCCAUAUGUAUUCCAAACUAAAAAAAGAUCGAGGGCAGUUAGAGUGUGCGUUAGACUGUUUACGUCAGCCUCUGCGUCACCUGAAAGGUCAAAGAAUAUCAUUCUUGUGUGGAGAUGCUGGGCCGCUGGCACUGGGGGCUGUUAUAUAUGAUAAACUUGGUAGCAAACCUGCAUCUAAAGACUGUGUGACAAGGCUUGUAGGACUGCAGAAGGAUGUAUGUAGAGACCCGUCACUUCCGGAUGAGUUACUGUAUGGUCGGGCAGGCUACCUGUAUGCCUUAUUGUUUGUGAGAGCUCAUUUGGGAGAUGACAGUAUAAGUACAGAAGUUAUACAUAAGGUGUACAAAUGUAUAACUGAUUCAGGAAUUCAUAUGUCACAGCAACAAGGGUGGCGUCACCCACUGAUGUAUGCCUGGCAUGAGAAACAUUACCUCGGGGCAGCACAUGGUCUUGUGGGCAUCUUUUAUAUUCUCAUGCAUGUGAAAGACGAGUCUUUGAAGAAGCACCUAGAAGAGUUGAUCAGACCUAGCCUAGAGUACAUGCUGACUUUAAGAUUUCCUUCUGGUAACUGCCCUUCAUCAGUGGGAAGUUCCACUGGGGAUAAACUGGUACAUUGGUGCCAUGGUGCACCUGGGUGGAUUCAUAUGUUUAUCAUGGCUUACAAGGAAUUUGGUGAGGACAGAUACCUUCAAGCAGCAAAGGCCUGUGCUGACGUUAUCUGGUCAAGGGGACUUUUGAAGAAGGGAUUUGGUCUUUGUCACGGGAUUUCUGGAAAUGCUUAUGCUUUUCUUGCCAUGUACAAACUUACAGAUGAUCAGGCCUAUCUAUAUAAAGCUUACAAAUUUGCUACCAUGACAAUGGAGAGAAACGUAAGAGUGAGAAUUCCUGAUCAUCCAUAUUCAUUAUUUGAAGGUCUUGCUGGAACAAUCUAUUUCUUGAUAGAUCUGCUUGAUCCAAAGAGUGCAAAGUUCCCUGCAUUUGAUUUGCCAUAAAAUCAAGACAACAGAUGGUGCAGAAUUGUCUAUAUUGAUUUUAAAGCUUUGCUGCCAAAAAAAGGAAAAUGACUUGAUAUACUCUACUGGUGUGUGUAGGUUUACAUGUCACAGAAAUAUAUAAGAUAUGACAGUGAAAAACAGAAUGAUGUUCAAUACAACUACUGGUUGUAUCAUUCCCUGUAUUCUAUAAACAUCUCCAUGGUUACAUAGGAGAAUCACUUGCUUGUAGUUCUUGCUUCCGUACCUUAACAGACGUUAUUCUUUUAUUUUUUUGGUGGUCUUUUCAGAACAGUAUAUAAACAUCUCUGAAGCCGAGAAAAAAGUAACUCUGAAAGAAUACUCGUCUACUGAAUUUCUUUGUGAAAUAAUUCACAUUUCAUUUAUGAACAAGAACCAGCCAGCUGAAAAGGGAACAGUAAAAUAUAGUUUGUGAUCAUGUUCAACAGUAAUUGUAAUGUCAUUGGUGGCUGCAGAGAUUAACUUUCCACAGAAAUAUCUGGAAUUUACAUAUGGUGAUUAUGUAUCUUGGGCCUACUUUACAAUGCAUGGCUCUAUGGCUGUGUUUUUGGGGUUCUGUGCUUCCGAGAAAUCUAUCCUUACCUUUUAUCUUGGAUAGACUAAACAUUGUACAGGACAAAAUAUUUUACCCGUGCCAAUAACCAGAACCAUGCACAAUAACCAUCUAUUGACAUGCCAUGUGAUGUUCCAAUCAUUGACAAGUGAAGUUGUGUUCUGGUUUAUAAUGAAUCAUUCUUUAAACUGCACUGGCAUGUCUUCAGUGGUUAUUGACACUCUUAAGAUUAUAUAAGCACUUGGUCUAUGCACUCAUGCCAAUGUAGAUGUUGUAGCACCAAUCACCGGUGGAGUAAUUCCAACUCAUUUUAGUUAAAGUAGCCAUAUUAGUGUUGCCGAAAUGGGUCAGUGUGCAAUGUUUUGUCUGUCGUACUAACGUACAUCUAUGUCAUUUGGUAUUUUAUUUUACAUUUCUUGUGAAAACUAGUUAUAGACUUGUUGCAUUGUAAAUACUGUUUCCAUGUGAAAAUCUCAUUGGUAUUAAAGUUGUGUUUAUCUGA
Messenger RNA from Mercenaria mercenaria, 2375 nucleotides. Its product is annotated as lanC-like protein 2. Gene Ontology annotation, cellular component: plasma membrane. The transcript is spliced from 9 exons. Bases 88 to 1299 code for a protein of 403 amino acids. Gene Ontology annotation, biological process: peptide modification; carbohydrate metabolic process. Lineage: Eukaryota; Metazoa; Mollusca; Bivalvia; Venerida; Veneridae. The record is from RefSeq and is a predicted model, not a curated record.